This is a messenger RNA of Triticum dicoccoides, 1191 nucleotides long. RefSeq lists its product as uncharacterized. Lineage: Eukaryota; Viridiplantae; Streptophyta; Magnoliopsida; Poales; Poaceae. The transcript has a single exon. The record is from RefSeq and is a predicted model, not a curated record. Gene Ontology annotation, molecular function: protein binding. Bases 1 to 1191 code for a protein of 396 amino acids.
AUGAGUAGCCGCCGCCGCCGCCACGCCCGCUCGCCGGCGUCCGCGCCGCUGGACGACGACGACCUCCUCUGCGAGAUCCUGCUCCGCCUUCCCCCGGAGCCCUCCUCCCUCCCGCGCGCGUCCCUCGUCUGCAAGCGCUGGCGCUGCCUCGUCUCCGACGCCGGCUUCUUCCGCCGAUUCCGCCUCCGCCACCGUCGCAAACCUCCCCUUCUCGGCUUCUUCGACAGAUUUGAUCGCCUCUCCUUCCUGCCCACUCUGGAGGCCCCCAAUCGUGUUCCCUGCGAGCGCUUCUCCUUCCAGUGCCCCGACUUCGGCAGCUGCUCCAGCUCCCUUGGAUGCCGCGAUGGCCUCAUGCUCCUCUUCCUCCGUGAGCGUCUCCAGGUCCUGGUGUGGGACCCCGUCACCGGCGACCAGCACCGCAUUGCCAUUCCUGCAGCGUUCGAUGACAAGAAAACCCUGAUCGGCCUGAUCAAUGGGGCGGUUCUUCGUGCUGCCGAAGACGCCCGACACUUCCAGGUGGUCUUGGUAGUCGCAGAUGGCGACGACGAACAUCAUAUACGGGCGCUUGCUUGUGUUUACUCGUCAAAGACUGGCUUAUGGGGAAAUCUGAUCUCAACACCGAUUCCAUACCAGCCUUCUGAUAGUUCAUUCCGUGUCCCUACCAUGGUUUAUAGAGAUGACGCUGUGCUGGCUGGAGGUUCCCUUUACUGGAAGCUUGUUGGGAAUAUGGUUGGAAUUCUCGAGUUUGAUUUGGAGAAGCAGAGUCUAGCUGUGAUACAGGUGCCAGUGGAUAUGUAUAGCGGAGGCAACUGCUUCAGGGUUAUGCAGGCCGAGGGUGGUGGGCUGGGUUUCCUUCUUGUUUCGGAAUCAGACUGCACUGCCAAGUUAUGGAAGAGGAACACUGAUUCUGAUGGCGUUGCUUCAUGGGAGCUUGGAAGAACUAUUGAACUGGACAAGCUACUUUCUCUGAAAUCAAAGGAGAAAGGGCGCCUUGAGAUACUAGGGUUUGCUGAGCAGAAUAAUGUGAUGUUUCUGUGGACAUUUAUCGGCGUCAUGAUGAUCCAGCUUGAGUCAUUGGAGUUCAAGAAUCUUUAUAAAACCAUGUUCUUUUCUUACUAUCAUCCAUUUGAAAGUGUCUACAGUGCAGGUAAUAGCAUGCCUUACAUUGCAGAUACAACAAAACCAAGUUAA